AAAGGAAGAGCACAGGUGAGCAUUUACUGGGUUAGGCAGUGUUUUUGCAUUAUGUUUCCCAACAUGCUGGAGACGGUGAUAACAUUAUUUCUGAAAUUCCCACCCUGUGCUCCCAGAGCUUUAAGGAGUAUAUGGACAGGGCUACCUUGUCUUUGUCUGCAGUCUUGGUAAAGUUAACCCACAGCCUGGAUAAUCAAUCUGCAGGUAACUAAAAGUCAGCAAGAACAGAUUUGUCAGUUUAGAGGAUUUACUGAAAAUUUGUCAAGGAGAAGAAUUUUAGGUCAGACUGAAAUAAAUGUUGUGAUCCCCAUGAUUCUUUUAAAUGCACAAAAAAGUGCUGAACUCAUUUUCAUUCAUCUAAACAUUUCAUUUCUAAAAAUGACACCUUUUUAUUUAGCUUUCUUAUUGUUUAUUCAUUCAUUUUGAAAAUACACACAACUUUUCAAACAAAGAUGUCAUCUUGAAAUUAAAAGCUGUAAGACUGUUUCAAAAAUAGCAAAAACAAUAUUUGGACAUUUCUGCAAUCUCCUUUCCUGUUUUAUUUCUUUUAUUAAAACUAUUUGCUAAAGUCUACCUGAUAUCAUGGAUAACCUCUGCUAUGCUUAAAUUGUGUCGCUGGCCAAAUUUACUGCUAGCUGCAAUAAUUUCAUUCAACUUUGGUGUAAAGUCACUGGGAAACUGCUUGAGUGAGUGGAAACAGCUGGGAAAGGGUGAACAUGGUGAAGAGAAAACCAGUGAGGGAUUAGGUGAAGACAAAGUCUGCAAAGCUAGCAAAGAAAAAGAGGUUCCUUUUAGUACGAUCCUGGAUUAAAUGACACAGGGAACUGCGUAGCAUAGCAACACAUGACCCUUAUGAAAUUAUGUUUGUUUGUUUUUUUUUUUCCCCUCCUGCAUAACCCCAGUCAUUUUCUGUCUUCCCUGUCUGUGCUUGUACAGUCCUGCAGAUGACAGAACCAGUUCUGUGGUUUUGUGGUGUUCUUUGCCAGAGUAUAGUGUAUGCAGAUGAGUAUUAAUUUAAAAACUUGUUUGAUUGCAUCUGUUCUUUGGAUGUGUCAGAGAAAAAAAAAUAUUCUUCUUACAUUUCACAUAAGAGGAGUUAUGCAUUAGUCUCUCCUAAAAGACACCAUUUUUGCACAGCUUGGUUUCCAAGGGAUGUCCAAACCCAGGCAGAAGUGGUGCCCAUCUCAGUCUUUCCUAGCUGAUCUAGUACCUGAACACAGAGAAGCCCCUACAGGUAGUAUAGUUUAAACCUUAGUCCUAGUGAGAUCCUGUGAAUGCAUCGACAGUGAGGGGAAGGUAGGUUGUCACUAACCCAGAGCUGGACAAGUGAGAGAGCAUGAUGCAGAGGUCCCGGGUUCAUAUCCUACCUAAUCUAUGUUAGCUGGACUUCAAUGCUGUGUCAUAGAAAUCUCUCAAAGACAUCAUAGGAACCUGGAGCCACCUAACUCAGUGGGCCUCUUUAGGAUCAGAUGUAUGGUUAGUAGAUCAUCUGAUGAUUCUUUUCCUUUUCAUUGAUUGUAAAGGGAUUUUAGAUUAAGUAGUUCAGAGCUCUGCCUCAGUAUGUCGACAUCCUGGGCAGGAUACAGUUGCUUCCACAUAUAUGUCUCAUUUGAGAUGACCUGGGAUGUUCACCUGGCUUCUGGAUGCUGCUCUAUAAGGGUGAGAGUUUUCCCUACAUCUCUUCUCAUAUCUGGCAGCACAGCAUGGAUGUCCUUCUGACCCUGAGGUUUCUUAGAGGUUUCUUAGAGGUCUGUGUAUGAGCAAAUAACAUCAAGCUUUAAGUAUCAGCCAUGGCGAGAGCUGAAUCACUCUUAAGGUCUGUCAACUAACAGCAGGAUUCAGUUGCCUCAGUCUAGAUACAUAGUGCUAUGUGAUAUGCUUUGAAGUGUGCAGGACAUCUUCAGGAGGGUAGUGGUUCAGUGUGUGGGCAUGAAACAUUUACCCUUCUUUCAGUGGAUUUCUUUGCAGGAACAGUAGUUGAGAAAAACUCAACCAGUUGUACAGAUGUGGAUUUACUGGGCAAAGAGAAUAAAAAGAAAGAUUAGAGAUCAUGUUAAUAUUUCUGGUGCUUACAUCUGAAUUAAAAUAUUUUCCAAGGCUUUCCUGUUAAUUUCCUGCUGGCUGUGCCUUUACCCCUCUGUGCCCCAGUGCCUCCAUUGCGUAACUCGUCUGCAGCAAUCACUGUUCUCCCAGAGCAAGAGGCUCUUUGGAUAUUUUUCUCUUUUGCAUCUGCCAGCCAGGCACCCACAUUUGAAAACUUUGCUUGGGGGCCAGUCAUUAACACCUUGGUAGCUUGUAAAGUGUGGCUUUUCCAAGGCCAUGCAGCUUUUCAGUGGCAGAGAUACAACUGUGACCACAUUCCUCGGGGCUCAUCGCUUACAGCUACACCUGGACGUCCAUCCCCGCUGCUUCUCCUGUGAGGCAGAUUAGGACUUGACACUGCUGCACGCACGUUCGUGCACUCAGUGCCUCUCCACCCAGUAUUACCUGUUCUCUUUGACAGCCCUCAAUUUCUGUCACUGCUUCCCUGGGCUGUGCCACUUCACAGGUUGAAGGUGAUGUCUCAUUUUGGCAGGUUUUCAGGGAACAGAGACAGAUCAGGUGAGCACAGACCAUCUCACGUUGUGGCUGUGGUCAGAGUGCCUUUUCUUGCAUGGCACUGAUGGUAUUGUAGGAGAUGAACCCGGCAGUUUCCUGAAUUUAAUACCUGCAGGUAAAUGGGAGCCAGGUGCAAGUCUGUGAUUUUACCUUGUGCUGCUUGGAACCAGACACAUGGGGAAAGGAGCCUGGAAAUCUGUAACAGCUACCGUUAAACAGCCACAUGGAUGAUGGAGCUGGGUCCUGUGCACUGACUUUUUUUUGUGUGUUUAAAACAAUUAGUGUUUUAUAACUGGUGGGGGUGUCUGCCAGCAGAUCAAGGUGCAGAGAGUACUCAGCAGUGAGCUGAUAAGGUCUGAAAGGGUCGCUUUGAGCCUCCUGGAAUUAGCUGUAUUCUUAGCUCCGGUCUUCAACAAAUAAAAUCAAAUCAUAAACCCAAGUUCACUCACCUCUCCAAAGGGGAAAUGAUGUCUGGGUGAAACUCAAUGCAAGCAGGCUUCUGAAGGAAGUCAUAAACUCAGAUCUGCCCUUCCCUGAAAAAGCUGGAGAGAAAGUGCGUCUGUUUGCCAGGUGUGGAUGGAUCGCUGCAGUGUGACACUGGCGGAGGGUUGCCAACUCUGCCGGUGUUUUCUGAGCCAGUGUGCUGGCUUAUAACAAGCUUAGCUGAUAAAGGCCCCUUUGAUUUACAUAAGAGAAAAGAAACCUGAUUACAUAUUUGCUGUAACGUAGGUGGGUGUGUUUAAGUGGUGACAUGAAAGAGCAGGAGACGGGGGAGAGAAGAUGCUGUCUGGAUGCAGACAGGGCAUGGACUCAACUGAAGAGAAGAAGAAAGGGAGAUCGGCCACGUUCUACCCUCUGGACAACACCCCCUUCCUGCUUCCUGUGGAUGAGACACAACCGCCAGUGCUCACCAGCAGCAUGGAGCCCGUGGGCGUUAGCACAGAGAUGGCACUGCUCAGCAACAUCCUAGCAGCAUACGCCUUCAUCACAGAAAACCCUGAGCGGGCUGCUCUGUAUUUUGUCUCCGGAGUGUGCAUUGGACUCGUCUUGACACUGCUGGCCUUGGUGCUCAGGGUGUCCUGCCGAACGGACUGCAAACGCUCCUCCGCCAAAAAACCUCCUCGGGAGCGGGAGAGCGACAGUGACAGCAGCGACAGUGACGACGAUUCGGACACCACUUCUGACCUCUCUGCCCGCAGGCACCGCAGGUUCGAGAGGACUUUGAACAUGAACGUCUUCACGUCGGCGGAGGAGCUGGAGCGAGCUCAGAGGCUGGAGGAACGGGAGCGCAUCAUCCGGGAGAUCUGGAUGAAUGGCCAGCCAGACAUCCCAGGGACCAGGAGCCUCAACCGCUACUACUAGGUGGUGGGGAGCCCAACCAUCCCGCACUGCUCCUCCACACCUGGUAGAGGAGAGGGAGGGGAGCAGUUUCACCUGGAUGUCUCCUCUUUUCCUUCCAGGAGUACUACCUGGGGCAGUGUGGAUGGACAGCAAUAAAGCUUUCCCCCUCUCCUUUUCCCUGACAUAUUGCUAUCACCCCUCUUCAUGGACACUUUCUGGUUACAUCAGAGGUGGUUGCCAACUUUGUUUCUUAGUAGCCGUCAGGAAGCCGGCGAUUAGAGUCCUCCCAUGUGGGGCAUGGAGCUUGGCACGCCGCGGUACAAGCGCUCCCCUCUUGGCUGGGGAGAGGAGUCAUCUAGGUUUUGGUUUUCGUUUAGGAUUUUGGGGUUUCUCUUUCCUGAGGACUUUGGGAGAAUUGUGAACGAAACUACAAGUCUGGAAAGAUGAUUUGGGAAGGGAGGGGGAGGUACAUCCUGACCGAUUGUCUUGUGACUUCAGAAGCCAUGAGAUUAACCUAAUUAAAACCCAACGGCAAAUGACAUGUUAAGAACUGGGGGAUGGGGGGGAGGGGGGGAUUCUUCCAUCGUGAAAUCAUCUCGGUGCUUGGAUGUUUGCCAUAGUGUAUUCAGUUAUUUAUGGCUGUCUUUUCAUCUUCCUUUUCAAUGGGAGCAUUUUUUUUUUUUUUUUACUGACACCUCAGGGAUAAAAUCCUAUUAUUUUUUUGAGUCUGUUCUCCCUGCUGGCCCCUGUCAAACACAACCCAACCCACCUCCGACAGUGAAAUUAUGGUAAUAUAAGAGAUGUGUCAGUGAUUGGUGAGAUGUUAACAACCUCAAAGAGGUUGAAAAGGGUUUUCUUUUUGUUUGUUUUGUUUUAAAUAUAUAUAUAUAUAUAUUUGAAGAUGCUGCACAGGAAUGUGCCUUAUUCUUUUUUUUUGUUGUUAAACUACAGUUUUCCUAUGGAUAGCAAUGCACAAUGUUUUAUAUAUUUUAUUAAAAAAAUAAAAAAGGAAAAGGUCUAUGUUUACCAGAGGAAAAUGGAGACAGAAGAAGACACGUAUAACAGCAGAAUGGGUAAUAAAUGCUAAAUAAACUCUGGUUUGCUUCAA
This is a messenger RNA of Anas platyrhynchos (mallard), 5047 nucleotides long. RefSeq names its product eva-1 homolog A, regulator of programmed cell death (gene EVA1A). NCBI's taxonomy places the organism in Eukaryota, Metazoa, Chordata, Aves, Anseriformes, Anatidae. The record is from RefSeq and is a predicted model, not a curated record. Gene Ontology annotation, molecular function: carbohydrate binding.